AAAGAGCGAGAAGGUUGUGCGUGCUGUACUGCUGCAUUCGUCCUUGUAGUGGGAGGAAUUCAUUCGGCUUUCGUCUUCAGGAAAUCAAGGUGCAAGAGGGAAGAGCAGAACUAAAUCAACAUAGAAAGCAAACUCUUUUUGUUCAAGCAAAGAUGAGCGCCUCCAAAGCUAAAAGCCUUACCACUCUGGGCGCUCUCAUGCGUUCAGCCGGAAACACUAGCAUAUUCAAAUAUUGUUUUAUAAGCAAACCCUUUCCUGGAAACUACCAUUCUAGACUCUACAGUGAUUAUGCGCUCUCAGGCCUCAAGUUUAAGCAAGCCUCUGACUCGGAGGAUCUGGCCAGUAUGGUGUCUAAGCGAAUCCGUUCAAUAUUGGACUCCGAACAAUUGGACAAUAGACCUGAACCCAGGGAUGUUGACAAUGCAAGAGAUUUGGAAAAAAUAUCAGAUAUAUCACGCUUGAUGAUGAACAUGUCUCAUAACACAGUAUCUUUGAAACGGAAAGAGUUUUCUCGUGAAAAGAAACGAAAUUGCAUGUUUGAAUCCAGGCAAUCAGACCGUUUUGGCAAGUUACUUGUAUCUUGUGCUGAUAAACUAGGAGCAGAGGCUGUGGUUAAAUUGUUCUGUGAGUUGGGACGAGAACUAGGAGUGAAAGAUUACAAUGUACUGAUGAAAAUAUGCAUAGAUAAGGCUAGAGAAACUGAAGAUGAAGAAAUUGCGAUAGAAGAGGUGGCCAAGGUGUUUCACAUCUUAAAGUCAAUGAGGGAACAAGGUUUUCAGCUUGAAGAGAAAACUUAUCGUCCACUUCUUUUGCAUGUAACAGAGAAGGGGAUGGUAGAAGAGUUUCAGUUUUUUAUUGACGUUAUCAAAGACAACAAUCCCAGCUCAAUUUCAAGACUGGGUUACUAUGAAAUGAUGCUCUGGUUAAGAGUUAACAAUGAAGAAAAAAUUCGAGAUGUUUGUGCCUAUAUUGCAAACAAUGAUGGUCCAGACACUUCAGAAUUACGAGAAAAUUAUUUAUUGGCUCUCUGUGAGGGUGAUCGGAAGAAAGAUAUUUUGCAGGUGUUGGAAAUUGUAGACAUGAAAAAGCUUUUGUCUACAGAAUCUAAGGCAAAGAUAUUUCAGUCCUUAGGAAGGCUACUAUUGGAACCUACUGCAGAGAAGUUCCUUUUGGAUUUCAAACUAUGUGAUCACGAAGCAGAUAAUAUCACGAACUUCAUAGCUAGCUAUGCUGUUAGCAUGCCAAAUUUAGCGAUGGAGGAUGUCGUGUCAAAAUUCAAGGAAUUGCACCAGACACUGAAAGUUCCACCUUCAUCCUCAUCAUAUGAGAAGCUCAUUUUGCACAGCUGCGACUCAUUGAAGGCGCCUAUAGCUCUUGAUACUGUUGAUGAAAUGUGUGAAGGAGGCUUUAACUUAUCCACUGAGGUGUUGCACUCCAUAUUACAAACUUGUGUGGAAACCCAUGAAUAUGUUUUGGCCCAUCGGAUCUACUCCACCAUCCAUCGUUACAAUUUAAAGUUAAAUGACGAAAUUAUCAGGUGUCUAAUAGUUUUGUUCACGAAGCUGAAAGAUUUUGAAAGCGCAUAUAAGCUGCUUGACGAGUUGGAUGAAAGGGGUCUGAAGCCUACUACGGGCAUGUAUAAUGCUAUAAUGGGAGAACAUUUUCGAGAGAAAAACAUUCGUGACGGGCUGAGAUCCCUUGAGCACAUGCAGCGCGCCAACGUAAGACCUGAUUUACUGACUUUGAGCUAUCUGAUUAGCAACUCUGAAACUACAGAGGAUAUAAACAAGUAUUAUGCAGAACUGAAGCGGUCUGGACUCCAACCCACAAAGCAAAUUUUCACCACCCUUAUAAGAGCAUAUGCAGCAUGUGGAGAGUUAGAGAAGGCAAAACAGGUGAUCUUAGAUCCAUUCGUACCAGUGAAUAUCUUGAACGAAAUCAAGGGUGUGCUUGUGUCCACCCUUGCAUCCCAUGGGCAAUUGUCUGAGGCUCUUCUUAUUUAUGAGGAAAUAAGGCAAGCUGGAAAGAGUCUGGAGCCAAAAACUAUUAUCAAUCUCAUUGAGUGCACCCGAUCAGAUGGGGAGUUAGAUAGGUUACUUCGGCUACUUGAGGAAUUGCAUGAUCAAGACUACUGGAUUGAUGGUUGCUGUAGAAUUGUCUUGUACUGUAUUCGGAACAACCAUACAAGUUCUGCUGUUGACUUGUGUAAGCAGCUCAAGGAUAAAUUCCCCCGUGACGCAGUUAUGGAAGUUCUCUUCGAGAAGGUAUUUGCUUUUAUCGAACAGACAGGGUCAACUCAUUUGCAGAGUGGCGUGCAGUUCCUUUGGGAAUUGAAGGAUAAGCUUGGCCUUUUUCCUCCAAAAGUGUCAUGAUCGUCUGCUAAGUGCUACUGCCAACGCCUAACGCCACAAAUUUGCAUGAUAUUGAAUGAGGCUUCUGAAAUUCCUUAAAGACGAAGGUAAUCGAAGAGUUCUUCACCAACUUAGCUUACUGGUUAACUUGUGUAUUCGACCCGGUCAAUCUAUGGCUACAAUGCUACAUUUCUGCGAGAAUGGAAGGUCGUGUUCGUGCAAAGCUCCUCACGGCUAUCUGAACACCAAUACAUGCUAAUUGUUUUAGCUGUUAAACAAGGGAUGAGUUAUCCUUAUGUACAUAUUAAAAAAAAAAAAAAAAUCUCUAUUUAUGGUGCUGGGUAUUGAAUGCAUCAACUUGAAAUCAUUCCUAAAUUUCUUAAGAUGCUUAUUUCAUUUGAUUAGUGGCCUAUCACGGCCGAUAACAUUUUCAUCCUUCCUUAAGGAGGCAGACUAAGAAUUAAAGCAAAGCAAACGUUGGCCUUUAUGAACAUGCUACGUUUUUCUCCUCCAAUAUUAUUAAUCCUUUUUU
This is a messenger RNA of Neltuma alba, 2883 nucleotides long. RefSeq names its product pentatricopeptide repeat-containing protein At4g04790, mitochondrial. Gene Ontology annotation, molecular function: protein binding. Bases 153 to 2372 code for a protein of 739 amino acids. Lineage: Eukaryota; Viridiplantae; Streptophyta; Magnoliopsida; Fabales; Fabaceae. The record is from RefSeq and is a predicted model, not a curated record. The transcript is spliced from 15 exons.